Camelina sativa (false flax) is the source of this 753-nucleotide messenger RNA. RefSeq lists its product as uncharacterized. Lineage: Eukaryota; Viridiplantae; Streptophyta; Magnoliopsida; Brassicales; Brassicaceae. The record is from RefSeq and is a predicted model, not a curated record.
UAUAAUUAUGAAGCUAACGUAAUCAUUUUUCCAAUAUUUUUUUUUAGUGCGGGAAUCCUUCUCAUCUCCCAGCUACUUGUGUUGAUUACCGUUGGUACAACUCUUAUCAGCUUCAAAAUCAAGAUCAAAGAUUUCAAGUGAUGGAGUAUAGAGUGACUGCAUACCAAACGCUCUUGUCAGAUCUGGAUAAUCUAAAUGAAUUCUAUAUAGGUUCUCCUCAUCUCACCGAUUUUCUCACUGUCAUCAGUGAAAUGCGGAGAGGUCUUCAUCAAUUGAAAUGGAUAACGAUUGCGAUCUACCAGGAUCUUGGGAGAAAUUUAAUAGCGAGUGGUCCAGGUACAAAGGACUUAUAUAAGAGAAUGGAUCGGGGUAUAUAUGCCCUUAAAGUCUUCCUUUUCUCGAGACCGUCUGAUACGGAGUGGCAUCAGAAAUUUUAUACUGUUCGGAAAGAGUUCGCUAACGCAAUUGUGCAGCUUCUUAUUCAUGAGAACAAGGUAUACAACUACAAAGUCCAUCAACUUCAGUCUCUUUCACAAUUUGAGAAAUGGGCAAUACGGGAGAUGAAGCCCAUUGUUUACGCGGAGGUUAAAGAGUGGAGCAAAAUGGAUCCACCUCCACGUUAAACUGUUGUUAUGUAUGUCACGAGUCUGUUUCUGGCAAUCUCAUUUCUUUUAAUAUUAUGCUAGUCUGUUUAUGGAUUGCCACUUCGCCAGUACCAACUCUUUUCUUUUAAUAUUAUGCGAGUCUGUUUAU